AUGGAAGACAAAGAAACAGCUUCAGAUCGGAUACAAAAUCGGAAUAUUGUGGAUAUGCUUCGAGACGAUAAAGCUUCCGGAUCGAAGAAGAACUGGAAGGCGUUUCGAGACACGCUCCGCCUCAAGCGCGCCGGUAGAGCGUGGACCUCCACCGUCCCUAUCCCCGCCUCUGAUCUCCCGAUCAACACCAACAGUAGUACUAACCGUAUGAUGAUCCGACGUGGUUCUUCAAGGUAUCCAAGCGACCCGAACGUCGACGAACUGGACGGCGAGGCAACUCGGCAGUUAGGGUAUACGCCGGACAGGCAACGCAGCGGCCGGUUACUCCCACUGGAAACCGAUCCGGAGGAGGAAAACGAUAAUAAGCCCCCGGACGGCGGCGAGACAGAGCCUGAACAACAGAUGUCGUUGAUGUCGUUGCUCUCAGAUCACGGGUCUCAUUACAAUGCAGGUCCAGAUGAACACGUUGAAGAACAUCACGAAGAACCAGAACCAGAGGAAGAAAAGAAAGAAGAAGAAGAAGAAGAAGAAGAAGAGAUCGGAGACCACAAUAUAUGCGGCAGUUGCAAAGGAAAGCAUAAGAACACAGCAUUUGGUCCCUGUGGUCAUACAUUUUGCAAGAACUGUACAAAGGAGCUUCAUGUCUCCAUAGGUAAUUGUCCAACCUGCAGUAAUUAUAUGUUGGAAAUUCUUGAUAUCUAUUAA
Messenger RNA from Lactuca virosa, 705 nucleotides. The record is from the annotation of a GenBank genome assembly. Lineage: Eukaryota; Viridiplantae; Streptophyta; Magnoliopsida; Asterales; Asteraceae.